This is a messenger RNA of Gongylonema pulchrum, 753 nucleotides long. The record is from the annotation of a GenBank genome assembly. Lineage: Eukaryota; Metazoa; Nematoda; Chromadorea; Rhabditida; Gongylonematidae.
AGUACAGUUGAAGACCUAAAAACGCCAUCGAUAACGGAAAAAAUGGAAGAAGGUGCGGAAGAUGACAAAGACAACGCUGAUAAUGAUAACGGUGAUAACGAUAGCAUUAGCAGUAGUAGUGAUGCUGGGACGUGGUUGAAUGAAGAUAACGUAGAUGAAAUUUUGGGGCACAUUGGUGAGGUAGCAGUGCCCGAAAGAAAUAUGAAGGUAGCUUGCAUAACGACCGAUUUUGCCAUGCAGAACGUGCUGCUUCGUUUGGGCCUCAAUCUGCUGAGUAUUGACGGAUACAGAAUACGGCAACUGAAAUCCUACAUUUUGAGAUGCCGUGCAUGUUUCGCAACCACAACGAUCAUGACGAAACGUUUUUGUCCACGCUGUGGCAACAACUGCUUGCAUCGCGUCGCUGUAACUGUCAAUGAAGAUGGUACCAUGCAGCUGCACAUUAAUUGGAAGAGGCUGCAGUCAGCGCGUGGUCUUAAAUACUCUCUGCCAGCGCCACAAGGUGGAAAACACGCAGUUGGGCCACAAUUGUUCGAAGAUCAACCCAUACCCCAAAACAGAAUGGCUCACUGUCAUGCAGAUCCACUGGAAACUGGUCCGUUCACAAUGAACGAUGUUACAAGCAGUGCACGAUUCCACCUGGCUGUUUGUUUUAGAUCGGCGCUUUUGGGUCUUCGUUCGUUGCAAAAAGUCGUGGGACGAAAUCCAAAUGUACGGACGCGAGGAAGAAAACGAGGGAACAAACGGCGCUGA